Messenger RNA from Blepharisma stoltei, 711 nucleotides. NCBI's taxonomy places the organism in Eukaryota, Ciliophora, Heterotrichea, Heterotrichida, Blepharismidae. The record is from the annotation of a GenBank genome assembly.
AUGAUAGACUACGUUUCAACUUUAUUUAUAUCAAUCGCAUUUUGGACUUUCCUAUUCUUCUUGUUCUCACAGCUUGUAGAAGCUGAUUUGCCUACAAGACAGCUUUGGGAUUUCCGAAACCGCCUCGUCACUUUUAUACAUGGAGUGUUCUACCUUACUUUCACUACCAUCACAGUAAUCAAUGAAGCCAAGCUAGGUUCAGACAACACUUAUUUCCAAAUCAAAAUCAUUUUGUGGAUGUUAGGAUACCACAUUUACGACACAAUUUGCAAAAUAAAGUUUGGGAUCUCAGACAAUUUUAUUGUGAUCCACCACUCACUCGUAAUUAUUGGAUCAAUUUGUGGGCUCUCAAGCAACAACGGAAUUGUGGAAAUAUUGUAUGGGUCUUUUAUUGGAGUUUUACCAAAUCCAUCUUUACAGAUUAAAGAAAUCCUGAGGUAUAAUAAUCAAAGAGACACGAAAAUUUAUCUGUUAGCAGAGCUGACAUAUAUUUUUACGUUUAUUUUUGCGAGAUUUAUUAUUGGACCUGUGAUUAUUUAUGAAGUAGUCACUUCUUGGAGCGUUUUUUGGCCCGUGAGAGCUAUAGCAUUUUCGCUCGAAAUUUUGUCGUUUUAUUGGAUUUCAACGUUUUAUAAUAUAUUGAAGAAAAGAUAUCAAGAAUAUCAGCACAGAGUAAAGGAAGGCAAAAGCUUACCUUGGAUUUUUAAGUAA